Messenger RNA from Aspergillus thermomutatus, 861 nucleotides. RefSeq lists its product as uncharacterized. The record is from RefSeq and is a predicted model, not a curated record. NCBI's taxonomy places the organism in Eukaryota, Fungi, Ascomycota, Eurotiomycetes, Eurotiales, Aspergillaceae. The coding region runs from base 1 to 861 and encodes 286 amino acids. The transcript is spliced from 3 exons.
AUGGAAAACUCCCAAGACAUUGAUCCUAGCGUCCUUGCCGAAUUACCAAAGGGCUGCCGAGUGACAUCGGUCGAAAGCCAUGGCAUCAGUUUCUGGGCUAACACCAACCGUGUCGAUGUCGAGUUAGCCGACGGAACCUCUUUAUCGUUCUUCAUCAAGGUGUUGACUGGCGAAACUGGCAAGAACAUGGUUCAUGGCGAGUAUGAGUCCAUGAAAGCCAUCUACGCCGUCUCCCCGGAUUUCGCUCCAAAGCCGAUUGCAUGUGGCACAUUCAUAAACACGCCGGAUACACACUUCUUCCUUUGUGAGUAUCGCGAGAUGACGAACGAGAUGCCAGACCCGUAUAGGUUCGCCGCGCGGCUGGCAGCUCUGCAUCAGGGCAGCGUCUCCCCAACCGGCAGAUUUGGCUUUCAUGUUACGACAUACGGUGGCAAUCUUCCUCGGACCAACGGGUGGGAGGACAGCUGGGAGGUAUUCUUUAGGAAGAAUAUGAGAUGGGCGCUUGAUUGCGAAAUUGCAGCUAAGGGAUAUGAUGCUGAAUUCGAUGAACUUGUUCCGGUCCUAUUCGACAAGGUCAUUCCUCGUCUGUUGAGGCCUCUUGAAACUGAAGGCCGAUCCGUGAAGCCUUCACUUGUCCAUGGAGAUCUUUGGUAUGCAAACUCUGGUAUCGACCUGGAAACCAACAAGUCCUUGGUCUUCGAUGCAUGUUGCUUUUAUGCCCACAACGAAUACGAAUUCGGUCAGUGGCGACCGGUCUGUAAUCGUUUCGGGCCCGAGUAUCUGGCCGCGUAUCACUCAUAUGUUCCAAUCUCGGCACCGGAAGAGGACUAUGAUGGCCGUCUUGACCUAUAUAAACUGUGA